Messenger RNA from Epinephelus lanceolatus (giant grouper), 1134 nucleotides. NCBI's taxonomy places the organism in Eukaryota, Metazoa, Chordata, Actinopteri, Perciformes, Serranidae. The record is from RefSeq and is a predicted model, not a curated record.
AGUCACCUUCAGUUGUGUUCAGAGUUUUUCCUCCAAUGACGCACAGACUCACCUGAGAUGGAGUCAGCUAAGGCUUUGUGGAAUCAGCUGGGCUGGCCUCAUAUGCAUUACUUGUUUGCUCUACUUUGUCUUGUUACCAUUGCCUUUAAAGUUACAGUCUUGUACCUCCAAAGAAGAGAUAUGCGCCACAACUUCAAAGCUUUUCCAGGACCACCAGCACACUGGCUUUUUGGACAUGCUAAAGAGUUCAAAAAAGAUGGAAACGUUCUGGAUAGGAUUGUGGGAUGGGGAAGGCAGUACUCUUACACUGUCCCAGUGUGGAGUGGUCCCUUUGUUUGUUUCCUCAACAUUCAACAUCCAGAUUAUGUGAAGACUAUAUAUGCAACAACAGAGGCAAAAGAUGAAUUAGGAUAUAAGUUUAUUCAGUCUUGGAUUGGUAAAGGUUUAUUGGUUUCAAAGGGUGAAAGGUGGUUUCGGAACAGAAGGCUCUUGACCCCAGGUUUCCAUUAUGAUGUUUUGAAACCAUACACUAAACUGAUGGCAGACUCUGUUAAAACGAUGUUGGACAAAUGGGAAAGUUAUGCAAACACUGGCGAGUCCUUUGAAUUGUUCGAACAUGUGAGCCUUAUGUCACUGGACACCAUCUUAAAGUGUGCUUUCAGCUACAGCAGCAACUGUCAGACCAAGGGUGGAAGUAAUGCAUACAUCAAGGCAGUUUAUGAGCUCAGUUAUUUGAUUAACCUGCGGUUCAGGACAUUUCCAUACCACAAUGACCUGAUUUUCUACCUCAGCCCACAUGGUUUCAGAUACAGAAAAGCAUGUAGAGUGGCUCAUGAUCAUACAGAGGCGGUCAUAAGAAAGAGGAAAGAAGAACUAAAGGAGGAGAAGGAGCUGGAACACAUACAGGCCAAAAGAAACUUGGACUUUCUGGACAUCCUUCUCUUAGCAAGAGAUGAGAACCAGCAGGGUUUAUCAGAUGAAGACAUACGAGCAGAAGUGGACACCUUCAUGUUUGAGGGCCAUGACACCACAGCCAGUGGCAUGUCUUUCAUCCUCUACUGUCUGGCCUGCCACCCAGAACACCAGAAGAUGUGCAGGGAGGAGAUCAUUCAAGCCCUGGAUGGCAAGGACACC